UGUUGUGCUUUAUAGUGUUGCUGACUGGUCUUACAGAGACGACUUUGGUCAACUGUUAGAUUUCCCUCCUUGCUGACGAAAUGGACACCCGUGGGACUGGUGUGAGGAAGCAGACGAAAGAUGCAUGUGGAUAAUAAGAUGGUUGCUUUAGCUGUGGCUGUGCUGGUAACAUUGUCAUCGUGUGGAGUCUGCUGUCCUGGGAGCUCAAACACUACAGGACAAAAUCUGUGGGCCAUGAAAGAUCAACCGAUGGAUGUUCAACUCGCUGCAGUGAUCAAGGAGAUGGAGAGUCUAAGGUGUGAGCAGACGACAGUCCAGCAGCAGCACAAAGCACUGAAUCAGAUGCACAGGAUUAAGCAUAAGGAACAAGAUCAAGACCUUGUUGGGACUCAUACUCUAACUUACUUCACUGCUGCGAACGUUUCUGAGGAUGAUGAAGAUGAAGAAGACUCAUAUUUGUCUGAGGAAUUCGAACUGUCCAAAAGACGCGGGGACCCGUGUUUCCACUACACCGUCCUGGACCAGUCCUGGAGAGCGACCAACACCACCACCAAGCAAAAGAUGUGUGACCGCUACAUCAAAUGGAAAGGUUGGUACCGCCUUUUCUACAACGGUAAGAGCCUGCAGAUGCCUGAGAGGUGCAUCCCGGCAAACAAAUGCGGUACCCACUCCCCCCUGUGGCUGGCCGGCCCCCACCCCUCAAGAAGAAACGGAAUUGUCACUCGUAAAGUUUGUGGCAGCUGGAAGAAAAAGUGCUGUGCUUUCCGCUCCACUCCUAUCAAGGUCAAAAAGUGUCGGGGAAAUUAUUACGUCUACAAGUUCACCAAGCCGCAGACCUGUUACCUGGCGUACUGCGCAGAUAUAAACACUCUGACAUGUGGAAGGUGCAGGAGGAACCAGUCUUGCGUGAGCCGAGACAAGAUUAAUUGGAGGUGUAAAACUAAGAGAUUUCCAUCCAGAAAAGUCCACUUCUUCGCCUCAUUUCCUGGUCGUCUGAAGGGCAAAGUGAACCAGAUUAGGUACUCCAAAGUCUUUGUAAACCUGGGUCGCGCCUACGACAGGAGGACAGGAGUUUUCAAGGCUCCCGUCAACGGCCUCUAUCAGUUCUUCUUCUCCUCCCAAAGCGGCUACACCAACGUCAAGACGGAUCUGUGGCUGGUCGUCAAUGGUUACUGGGUGUCUCAGUCUAGAACCCACGUCUCCCGUAUUUCGUCUGUUAACACUUUGUCUUAUUACAUGACGUUCCUGCGCAGAGGGUCCAAGGUUUAUGUCACCCACAACAGCGGCAAGUCCUGGGCCAAUAAAGUGUCCACCACCAUCACCUUUGGAGGCUCCUUGCUAGUCCAGUAUAAAUGAUGAUUAAAUACAUUUUGCUUGGAGUUUUGUAUGGCUGCUUGUCUUCAUGGAGACAUUAUUGCUUUGGUUAGAAUGUUUCACGGUAGAGAUUAAACCUCUUUAUCUCAAGGGCUACAUUACAGGUCAGAUCUGUGGAGAGGCAACCCUAUUCGCAGAAGGAAUGAUUGUAUUUUUAAGCAUAGAAACACCCGUAAUGAAUAAAUGUUAGAUACACGACUGGUCAAAAGUUUUAGAACACCCUAAUUUUUCCAGUCUUUUAUUGCAAUUCAAGUCCAAUGAAGAGCUUGAAAUGGUACAAAGGUAGAGGUUAAAAAAAAAGAUAAAAGAUACAAAACACAAGUCCAAGCUCUGACAAAAUUACCUCAGGAUAAAAGAACAAGAUGGUAAAGCUUGAAAACAUGGAGUGUCCAGCAGCACAGUGUCCAGACUUAAACCCUAUCGAGCUGGUUUGGGAUGAUCUGGACAGAAAAGUGAAAGCCAUGCAACCUACAAGUGCCACACAUUCAUGGAAACUUCUGCAACAAACUUGGGAAGAACUUUCUGAACAAUAUUUGAUUUCUGUUGUAAAAAGAACGAGCCACGAGUGUGUUCAGCUGUUAUAUCUGCCAGAGGUGGACACUUUCAUGAAUCAAAAGUAAAAAACUGGAAAAAGUGUAGAGUUCCAAAAUUUUGAUCGGUAGUGUAGAUGUGUUGAACGUCAUACCAUGGAACAUUCCAAGCAAAGCAAUAACAUCUCCGUGGCAGAACCUCCACCAGAAAAUGUGCGCAAUGCAUCUUUAAAGCUGCACUAUGUAACUUUCUGAUUGUAAGAUUGUGUCUGCGGAGAUCUUAUUGCUUUGCCUGAAAGUUACCACAGUAGCAGUAAGCUUAAUCAGAUCAGUCUGUUUUAUUGCCCAACCUUAAACAUGCGCGUUCUUACCGUGAGUGGGCUCGCCUCUCCACAGAACUAACCUGUAGCUUGGCUUUGGCGCUGUCACUUGUUCAAUGCUAUAACUCCUUGAAUAUAAAUUUCUAUUAAAAGUGCACUAUGUAACUUUCUAGUAUGGCUCUGUUACCAUGAGGUGUUAAUGCUUUAGCUGGAAUGUUCGUCACUAUGGCAUUAAAUGUAACCAGCCUGAAUGUAAUUACAGAGAAAGACGCUUUGAGUGAGGUCCCCGCUUCACAGAUCUGACCUGUAAUUUGACCUUGUAGCGUCACUUCCAUGCUUGUUUCCAUGGAGAGAGAUAUGUUUAAUGUCAUACUGUGGAACCUUCCAGCUAAAGCCAUAACAUCUCCAUGGAAACAAGCAGGUUUACAUCAUCAGAAAAGUUACAUAGUGCACCUUUAAGCUUUUGACUUUUUUUUUCUUGGCUAAUUGUAUUGUAUUAUGAACAACUGCAAUUUGAAAUGAUUAAUUUUUUGGUGAUUUUUUUUACACUGUAUUUUGAUAUGAAUUCAUUAUGAUGUGACUUGAAAUUAUUGAUAUUUUUCUAUAAUGUUUAAGCUUCUGUGUUGUGUGCAUAAUUACAAUUCAAAGAUGCAAAAAUAAGUAAAUAAAUCAAUACGUAUUCACCUUC
Molecule: messenger RNA, 2912 nt
Organism: Boleophthalmus pectinirostris (great blue-spotted mudskipper)
Lineage: Eukaryota; Metazoa; Chordata; Actinopteri; Gobiiformes; Gobiidae
Exons: 10
Coding region: 121-1356 (411 amino acids)
Molecular function (GO): protein binding
Source: RefSeq, a predicted model, not a curated record